AUGAAGACGGGGGGGCACCGAGGGUCCCCCCAAAACCCAGAAAGUUCCCCUGCCCCGCCGGGCGGGCUCCCCGCGGCCGAUACCCCCGACGGCAGCGGGGCUGCCCACCCCCCCAACCCCCAUCACCACAACCCCGCCGCUUACCUGGCGGCCGCCGGUGCGCUCCCUCAGGCAGCCGGGGCUGCGCCUGCCGCCCCCUCCACGGCCCCCCCCCGAGGUGGGCAGCGGCCGGGGCGCCGUGACAUCCGAGCGGGGCGCUGCGAGGGGUCGCGCCGGCCCCCGGCGGGGCGCCAGCUCGGUCACCGCCCUCCUGUGGGCGGCGGGCAGGCUGAGGCGGGGGGCGACGCCCGCUCCAUCGCCGACAGGGCCGGCCGCAAGCGAGCUUCCGCGGCUCCUCUCCUCACUGCGGAUAGAGAAUGGGGGGGAGGCAGCCGUAAAGAGGGGGAGGUGGGGGCGAGGGCUGGCCGGCUAGCCCCCUCGGCACGGCACGGCACGGCUCGGCUUGGCUCGGCACGGCUCGGCUCAGCGGGGACGGGUGAGGCGAGGCGGCAGCGCGGGGAGGCAGCGCCGCCAGCUCGAGGUGGCCGUGGCCGGAGUCCCCGAGUUGGUGCCGAGGAGAGGAUGGAGGCCAAGUCGGUGCCGACGGGCCGUCGGGGCGCCCCCCGCCGCCUGCCGGCAUCCCCCGGGGGCGGUGGUGCCUGCUUCCCGGAGCUCGGCACCUCGCCUUCGGCCUUUUCCUGCACGCUCUGAAAUAGCGGCGUUUAACGCGACUCGAAAUCGAGGAUGUGGAGUGGCAGGUUCCCGGUGGGUAAUUCAGGAGCAGUGGUGUCAAUUUCCUAACGAUUUCUAAGAAUGACCUUUUUUAUUUAUUUCUUACAAUUGGCAAAUUGCAUCCUUGUGCGUGCAAACUUGGCCAGAGGCUGCAAUCCUCAGAAACAUGCAGAUUAUAAAACUGAUGAAAAAUGGGCACAUACACAGAAUUUUUCUCUGCGGUUGGAGCAUGGAUGUGAAAGUUACAAAUAAUUGAAUGAUAAAUGUGAGUUGCUCUUUUUUCUGACACUCUGCCUUCCCUUUCGCACAUGUACAAACGCGUGCAUAUGCACGGUUUGCAUGGCUUUUUCUCAGAGAGUGGAGUAGGAGGUAAAUGAAAAUAGACAGACCUGCAUUCUGCAAAACACAAGCACAAGUUUUGUUGAGGACAAUGGAAGACUUAGAAUAAAGGAAGCUAACAAGAAUGAAUGAACGAGCCAUAGUUCUUGUUCUUUUAUACCAAUGCUUUUUGUUCAAGAAGCAUCCCAAAGAGUAGCCCUGGUGGCCAUACGUCAGAGAUGAGAAAACUUUUUCCUGCUGCAAAAGCUUUUCUCUUCAACUCGUGUAGUCAGUUUCUGUAUUCAGUCCAGUGCUAUCAAGACUUGCUGUUUCCUUUUGUCUCCACAUAUGGCCUAAACUGCCUGGAUAAUAAUGCUAGUACCAAAGAAGAGCAGCUAGCUACCUUUGCCCACUAAUAAAUAAGAAGCUAAAGAGCAGUUUCUUGACAUUGGCUCUGUGUCUGGCAGUGCUAUAAUACAUGUAAUGCACACAUCGAUAAAAGAAAGCACUGCUGAUCCAGAAUCACAUGCCAUAUGACUUAUCCACAUAGGAAAUCUAGGGCUUAUAGCACAUUAUCUGUAAUAUCUUUGAACAGGAGAGAAACAAUGUGAAGGAAUAACACAUAAUAAAAUGACAGAGGAUUCUUGUAAAGUCUGUAGAAGAGCCACCAAUGAGCAAUACCUGAUAAAACUGUUUUCCUUAAAAAAAAAAAAAAAAAAAAAAAAAACCUCCCUAAAAAAUCUCCCUAUUGUGAACCCAUAGUUUCAAAAGCAAUUGACUCGUUGGCUUUUUUCAGGUGAACCCAUAUUUAGAAAUUGCUGUACACCCACAUGGUACAAGGUUC
Molecule: messenger RNA, 1933 nt
Organism: Cygnus olor (mute swan)
Lineage: Eukaryota; Metazoa; Chordata; Aves; Anseriformes; Anatidae
Product: atherin-like
Exons: 2
Coding region: 1-750 (249 amino acids)
Source: RefSeq, a predicted model, not a curated record